Messenger RNA from Gossypium raimondii (Peruvian cotton), 2167 nucleotides. RefSeq lists its product as uncharacterized. Gene Ontology annotation, molecular function: hydrolase activity. Gene Ontology annotation, cellular component: endoplasmic reticulum. The record is from RefSeq and is a predicted model, not a curated record. The transcript is spliced from 13 exons. Gene Ontology annotation, biological process: GPI anchor biosynthetic process. Lineage: Eukaryota; Viridiplantae; Streptophyta; Magnoliopsida; Malvales; Malvaceae. Bases 304 to 1920 code for a protein of 538 amino acids.
CUUACCAUAGCUGACGAGCAUCCCGCAUACCUGCCCAAGUCGUAACAUAGUCUACUGUGUCUAACAAAAAUAAAGGGAAAAAAGAAGAAAAAAAAAAAAAAACGUAUUUGAACGCUUGUUUGUGUCUUGACUCUGUGGUGAUCUUGUUAGGCUCAGGCUUUACGGCACUGAUCCGCCGGAUCUCGUGGCCGAGUCUCUUUCUCUCUCCAUCGUCCCACCGAAAACCUUUAUUAUCCAGUUGUAGAUCAAACAUUCAACGCCAAAGGGUUACUUAAGUGAAUCCGCGCAAGAAAGAAAGAGUAGAUGAAAGGGCACGAGAAAUUGACUCUGCUUCUAUGCCUAAUAUGGACUGCAACCAUCCUUUACGGCGAGAUGUUCUCCUUUUACAUGCCGUUUCUCUUCUCUUGCUCUUGGCCUCACCUUUCCUCAUCCUCUUCUUCCAAUCCCACUAUGAACGGAAAAGGUUAUGCGGCUGAUUAUGUCAAAGUUGCUGUUAUUGCUGAUCCACAGAUCAUGGACAAAACCUCCCUUCGCCUGCCGUCUAAAUCACUUGCUUUGGAGUUUGUACAAUUCUAUACAGAUUUGUUCAUGCGCAGAGCCUUUUUCUCAUCCAUCCUUCCUUUCAAACCAGAAGUGAUUUUGUUUUUGGGUGAUUAUUUUGAUGGAGGUCCUUAUUUAUCAGAUGACGAAUGGCAGGAAUCGUUAAGCCGUCUGAAGCAUAUGUUUGGUCUAAAUACAGAAGAAAUACAUUCCACUGUUAAAGUUUACCACCUUCCUGGAAACCAUGAUAUUGGUUAUGCAACUCUUCAGUCUCAUAAACCAGAGGUGGUUAGACGGUAUGAAAAAGAAUUUGGGAGCAGAAAUUAUCGAUUCAUGGUUGGAAAAGUGGAGUUUGUAGCUGUUGAUGCUCAAACUGUGGAUGCGAAUCAAGAAGGAAGUGUUGCUUCAGCAACUUGGGAUUUUGUUAGCAAUGUCUCAUCAGAUCGUCAAUUACACCCAAGAGUUUUGUUGAGCCAUAUUCCAUUAUAUCGGCGGGAUUGGACCGAUUGUGGACCACAUCGUGGCUCUCCAAUUAUCAAUCAGCGAAUACGGCAUAAUAUUUAUGAUAAAGAAGUAAGUUAUCAGAACUACAUCACUGAGGAAUCAUCUAACCAAUUGCUAAACUUAAUCAGACCAGUUAUUGUUUUAUCUGGUCAUGAUCAUGAUCAGUGUACAGUGGCUCAUGAGUCAAAGGGUGGACCUGUAACAGAGCACACUUUAGGGACUAUAAGCUGGCAGCAAGGGAACCUCUAUCCAUCUUUCAUGCUGUUAUCUGCUAGAAACUCUCCACUCUCAGAUACAUCGUUGCCAGAAGAAGCUGUACUUACUCGUCUGUGCUUUCUUCCAAUGCAAACACACAUUUACAUAUGGUAUAUAGUACUAUUUGUUUUGACCAUCCUUUCUCUCCUUCUGUGGCCAACAAGUGGUCUGAGCUUUUGUUAUCAUCGAUUUGAUGAUAUGGUGGAAUGUGUCAGAAAGUUGAUAAACAUGUAUAGAGAUGAGACAAAAGAGAAAAAUGAAGACGAAAAUUGCGAGUAUGAGAUGAUUUGGGGUGCAGAUGGAUCGAUGCAUCUUGUCAAAAAAGUUUUAACCCGACCUGUCACACGCACAAAUGAUAUAGGCGCAGUAGAGAGGGGCAAUGCUGUGAUGAGAGCAACUGCUAAAAAGAGUGUUAAUCAGCUGACAGAGGUCUGCUUGAGUAUGGAAACAAAUGCAGAUUCUGAGGUUGAUCCAAAGAAGCUACCACCUAGAGCAAGCAAAUCAAAGGCGAAGGUGGUAAUAAAGAGAUUUGUCCGCACAUUCCGAAUGCUUAUUCUCAUUGCUGCGGCGAACGUUCCUCUAUACAUGAUGUUGUUGUUCAAAGAUUGGAUUGACAAAUAAUCGUAUCAAACAUGGUGAUAUUAUGCAAAACUGAGUUUCUCCUUUAUACAGUUAGGCAUAUCAGGCUAGUAGUAAAGCUUCAAUUUGAAUUGCAAGUUGAUCUUUUGUUUUUCUCUAAUAUUCUAACUAAUAGCUAGAAGCGAGUCCUCUUUUUUGCAUAUUAUGUGGUUUAUAAUUUAAAGCUUGAGAAUGUGAAGAUAAUUUCUUAAUGCUUCAAUUUUAUUAGGGAAAAUCCCGAAAUUACACA